Messenger RNA from Mesitornis unicolor (brown roatelo), 1840 nucleotides. It is a transcript of the gene SLCO4A1, whose product is annotated as solute carrier organic anion transporter family, member 4A1. Gene Ontology annotation, biological process: transmembrane transport; sodium-independent organic anion transport. Gene Ontology annotation, cellular component: membrane. Lineage: Eukaryota; Metazoa; Chordata; Aves; Mesitornithiformes; Mesitornithidae. The record is from RefSeq and is a predicted model, not a curated record. The transcript is spliced from 8 exons. The annotation marks the transcript as partial. Gene Ontology annotation, molecular function: protein binding.
AUGGCAAUGCCCCAGAAUUCAACUGGAGAAAAUGGCUUUUGUUUCGCUCAGACGCUCGACUUCUCCCGCCCGUCUCCACAUGCCAGUGAGGCUGGCCGGCCCUUUGGCACCCCAAAUGGGCAGGAUGCGUGUGGUACCCCGCUGAGCAACGGUACCACAUCCUCUGGCGUGCCCAGCCCCUCUGACUCAUGUGCCGAACCCCUCUGCUCCACCACCACCCCGGGAGAGGAGGAAACCCAAUUCUGCGAAGGGAUUAAAUACGUGUCGUCCGAAGGGGAGGAACUGGCCUGCGGCUGGGGGGGGUUCACCCCUGGGUGCUUACAGCUCUUCAACACGUCCAAGGGUGUCUUGUUCUUCCUCUGCGUGGCCUCCUUCCUGCAAGGCAUGACGGUGAAUGGCUUCAUCAACACCGUCAUCACCUCCAUCGAGCGACGCUUCGACCUCCGCAGCUACCAGAGCGGCCUGAUCGCCAGCUCCUACGACAUUGCGGCCUGUGUCUGCUUGACCUUCGUCAGCUAUUUUGGGGGGAACGGCCACAAACCGCGAUGGCUGGGUUGGGGUGUGCUGGUGAUGGGCUUGGGCUCCCUGCUCUUCGCCUUGCCCCACUUCACCACAGGACAGUAUGAGGCGCAUUCAGCAGCGGAGGUGGGGAUCUGCGGGGGGAACCAGAGUCUGCCCUGUGCCCAGGCGGCCUCCAGCCUCUCCAGCUACAGAUUCGUCUUCAUGCUGGGGCAGUUCCUGCACGGGAUGGGAGCCACGCCGCUCUACACGCUCGGCGUCACCUAUUUAGAUGAAAACGUCAAGACCAACUACUCUCCUGUGUACAUUGCUGUUUUCUACACUGCUGCAAUCCUUGGGCCUGCAGCGGGUUAUCUGGUAGGAGGAAUGUUUCUAAAUAUUUAUACUGAAAUUGGCAGAGAGAUUGACAUCGCCCCGGAGAACACACUGUGGGUGGGGGCAUGGUGGAUCGGCUUCCUUGGGGCUGGAGCAGCCUCCCUCCUCAUCUCCAUCCCCAUCCUGGGGUACCCCCAGCGCCUCCCAGGGUCCCAGCGGUACAUUGUCAUGAGGGUGUCAGAGGCUCAUCAGCUGAAAGAUGGGAGCCACAAAAAAGCAUCGGAUCCGGACUUUGGGAAAACUGUUAAAGAUCUGCCUCGGUCAGUACUGCUGCUUCUGAAGAACCCCACCUUCAUCUUCCUCUGCUUAGCAGGAGCGACCGAAGCCACCCUCAUUGCUGGGAUGUCCACAUUUGGACCCAAGUUCCUGGAGUCUCAGUUUAGUUUAAGUGCCUCUGAAGCUGCUACCUUUUUUGGUUACCUGGUCGUGCCUGCUGGAGGGGGAGGCACGUUCCUGGGAGGAUUCCUUGUGAAUAAAUUUAAACUCCGCUGUUCAGGAAUCAUCAAGUUGUGUUUACUUUGCACAGUGUCCAGUCUGCUGGCUAUAUUCAUUUUUUUCAUUCACUGCCCCAACAUGCCGAUGGCAGGAGUCACCCAGAUGUACGAGGGAAGUGCUUUGCCUGGUGGCCACCUAAACCUGACAGCAGCCUGCAACGCCAAGUGUGGCUGCCUACAGGAGACCUACAGCCCUGUCUGCGGGAGUGAUGACAUUAUGUAUUACUCCCCCUGCCACGCUGGAUGCAGAAAAGUGUCCGAAAACCUCAGGAAUGGCAAGAAGGUCUAUUACGAGUGUAGCUGUAUUGAGAAAACCCUCCUGCCCGGCCAUGCAGAAGCAGGGAAAUGCACCUCUUCUUGUGCAAAAAGGCCCCUGCUCUUGUUCUUCAUGUUCGUGGUGAUCCUAUUCACCUUCCUGAGCAGCAUUCCUAUCCCCUGGCUGCCACUCUGCG